Punica granatum (pomegranate) is the source of this 2019-nucleotide messenger RNA. The record is from RefSeq and is a predicted model, not a curated record. Lineage: Eukaryota; Viridiplantae; Streptophyta; Magnoliopsida; Myrtales; Lythraceae.
AUGAGCUUCGCAGAAAAAGGCAAUGAAUCUACAACCGGGGAUGGAAGUAAUGCUGGCAAGCAAGAUGUUGCUUUUACUUUGAAAGCCAUGCAGCAACAAUUCGAGAGACUGGAAGUUGUUUUUGGAGAUAUCCGUGAUAGAACAGACCGGCAAGAUCAACGAAUUGAUCAAAUGCAGAGGGAGCAACCCAGGCAGCAUGUGCAAGUUCCCAAUGCAAGGAGACUAAUCCGCCAGCCGGCGAAUCCUCACGAUGAAGAAGAUGAAGAUUAUGAGGAAGAUAAUGAAAUUGCAUCCGUGGGAAGAGUGAGGAGAGCCAGAGGAGUUAGGAAUGAGGGUCGAACACAUGGCAGGCGAGAUCAAGCAAUUAGAGAUAGAGUAGAUAGGAAUAUUGGGAGUAUUAAAAUGACGAUACCACCUUUUCAAGGGAGGAAUGACCCUGACGCUUUUAUCGAAUGGGAGAGGAAGGUGGAGCUUAUAUUUGAUUGCCAUAAUUACUCGGAAGAGAAGAAAGUGAAGCUUGCAGCGGUGGAAUUCACUGAUUAUGCCAUCGUUUGGUGGGACAAAUUGGUUAAGGAAAGAAGAAGGAACCAUGAAAGACCUAUUGAGACUUGGGGGGAGAUGAAGACUAAGAUGAAGAGGCAACUAUGGCCAGGUUUUUUAUGUGGUUUGAAUCGAGAAAUUGCUAAUGUGGUGGAGUUGCAAUAUUAUGUGGAGAUAGAAGAGAUGGUUAGCAUGGCCAUGAAAGUAGAACGGAAACUCAAGAGAGGGAGACCAGCCAAGCAUGAGGGUGGUUCUUAUUCGGGAUCUUCAAAUUGGAAGUCGAAAUGGGGUGCUAGCUCAAGACCAGCAGAGAAACCCAAAUCGAAUGCUGAAAGGAGCAUGAGCAAGAGCCAAGGGGACAACAAGGAGAGAGGUAACUCUAUAUCCCAACCUCAAAAGAAUAGAGAUAUCAAAUGUUUUCGGUGUUUGGGGUAUGAGCAUAUUGCUUCUCAAUGUCCAAAUAAAAAGGCAAUGAUCAUGCUGGAUAGUGGGGAAAUUGAAACUGAAGAGGAGGAAAGUGAUUCAAUGCCAACACAAGAUGAUUCUAGUAGUGAUUAUGAAUAUGCUGCUAAGGGGAAUGCCUUAGUAAUCAUGCGAGCACUGAAUGUACAAAUUAAGGAAGAAGAGAGAGAUGAUGUGCAGAGGGAAAAUAUAUUCCACACUAGAUGCCAAGUGAAGGAUCGAGUAUGUAGUUUGAUCAUUGACGGGGGUAGCUGUGUGAAUGUGGCUAGUAAGUUACUUGUUGACAAGUUGGGAUUGCGUACAUUGAAGCAUCCUAGGCCAUAUAAGCUGCAAUGGUUGAAUGAAAGUGGAGAAGUGAAGGUGAACAAGCAAGUUCAGAUUUCAUUUACAAUUGGGAGAUACAACGAUAAAGUUCUUUGUGAUGUAGUGCCCAUGCAUGCUAGUCAUAUGUUGCUCGGGAGGCCAUGGCAGUUCGAUAGACAGGCAAUACAUGAUGGGUAUAAGAAUCGAUACUCUUUUGUCAAGGAUGGUAGAAAGGUGACACUUGUUCCAUUGACACCUUAUCAGGUGUAUGAAGAUCAGCUUCGAAUCAAGAGAUCAAUUUGUGAGAAAAGUGAGGUAGAAGCUGAGAUUGAAAGAAAAAAAGAGAGUGAGCAAGAGUUUGGAGAUGUCUUUCCCACGGAGUUACCCAAUCGUUUGCCACCAAUAAAGGGAAUAGAGCAUCAAAUCGACUUUGUGCCAGGAGCCGCAAUUCCGAACCGGCCAGCAUAUCGAAGUAAUCCAGAGGAGACAAAGGAACUUCAAAGGCAAGUGGACGAGCUUUUAGCUAAAGGUUCCAAGGGUAUUCAGGUUGAUGAGAAAAUGGUGAAAGUAAUUAAGGAUUGGCCGACGCCGAAAUCCGUAACUGAGGAAAAACGACCGAUUGCCUACUUUAGUGAGAAGCUAAAUGGAGCCGCUUUGAAUUAUUCUACAUAUGACAAGGAACUCUAUGGUUUGGUCCGCGCUUUGGAGACGUGA